This is a messenger RNA of Medioppia subpectinata, 883 nucleotides long. The record is from the annotation of a GenBank genome assembly. Lineage: Eukaryota; Metazoa; Arthropoda; Arachnida; Sarcoptiformes; Oppiidae.
AUAUAUGAAGAGUAGGAGCAGUGAUGUAGUGAUGAGUUCAGGCAAAAGGAAACAACAAUUUGAAGACAAUUCUGACGAAGAUUUGAAUAAAAGGUCCAAAACUUUAUUCAAUGACAAGCCAUCGUUCAGUGAUGUCCACAAAGCGUACGAAUAUUUGCGGUCAUUAUUCCCGACCGAAAAGUUUGGCCAAAGGAUACCAACCAUUGUUUGGAGACAUCAAUUGUAUCCUCUCUUCCACAACAAGACACUCAUCGAUCGCCAAUUGAAUACGUGGUCCGAAUCGGCUUACAUACGGCUCUUCAGAUUGGGAUCAACUAUCGAUGAUAACGAAGUGGUCAUUAUAUUGAUGUCCGACUUUCAGGACUACGUCCAUAAGUUUGUCCCCAAAACUAUUAUAACCGAGAGAUUUUUGAAGAAAGUACUGACGGAGAAGUCGUCGACACAAAUAUCGUCGGAUGUGUUGAAGAAUGAGUACAGUUUCAACGACAACAACAUCAGCGAACUGAUCCGAGAAAAACCAUUCGUUUGCGAAACUUGUGGCAAAACAUUUCGACAGAUCGCACAACUCAAUCAGCAUAGGAUAGUGCACACAGAGCUCAGGCCCUUCUCGUGCAACCUCUGCGACCGCACCUUCAGGUGUCGAUCAAACCUACGGUUGCAUUUGGAUCACCACAACGGACAGCGCAGACAUCAACACAUUCGACGCAAACAUUUGGGUUUACUUCCAUUUAAAUGCCUUUUAUGUGAAAAUAAGAGUUUCUGCGAAAAACAAGAGCUCGAGAGUCAUAUGAGAAUGCAUUCCGGAGAGAAGAGACCAAAGCCUAAACGCAAACGAUUACCCCUUCCGGUCCCACAAACCAAUGCCAACACAAUUGUAAACUAA